Messenger RNA from Chara braunii, 2429 nucleotides. The record is from the annotation of a GenBank genome assembly. NCBI's taxonomy places the organism in Eukaryota, Viridiplantae, Streptophyta, Charophyceae, Charales, Characeae.
GCUAGGCGUGGACCGCGCAUACCCCUUAUGCUACAGCAUACGAGAAAUGCCCUCGGUUGGGCCACCUCCGCGAUUGCAAGUAAAAGCUUUCGCGUGUGGUUCAGUAGCUCGGCAUGGAUACGCCCACCCAAGGGAUGGUGACAGCUCCCGCGGGUGGAGAUCAGCAGUGCCAAGUCAUAGUGCCACGUCAGCAGUGCCACGUCACAAUGCCAGAUCAGCAGUGCCACGUCAGCAGUGCCAGGUCACAUUGCCACGUCAGCAGUGCCAGGUCACAUUGCCACGUCAGCAGUGCCAGGUCACAUUGCCACGUCAGCAGUGCCACGUCAGCAGUACCACGUCAGACACAGUGCCACGUAGCAGUGCCACAUCAGCAGUGCCACGUAAGCAGCAGUGCCACGUCGGCAACAUGACGGGCCUGCCAGGCCAACUGGCCAAUGAGACCAUUGCCGCCUACAAGCAGUGUUGCCUGGCUCAGAUAGAGGCUGAGGAACAACGCCUGCUGGCAAUCGAGGCUGCCCGCGUACAGGCUGAAGAGGCAGCAGCAGCAGAGAAGCUGCGGCUACAGGCCGAUGCAGACGCAGAUGCCCAGGCUCGCCGCAAGGAAGCCCAGGAUCUGCUGCAGCGGCAUGAAGCCAACAGCAUCGACAGACUCAAGUACUGGCAUUUUAAACCGAACGGUGACGAGGCAACACCGGAAGAGAAGCACACGGAGUUCCUCUCCAAACUCGUGACGCGGUUGUUGUAUGCUUGCAACUACCAAMGGUCAGAGUUGGAGAGACAGUACCGGGACCUGACGCAACAGCAUCAGGAGUUGGCGACACUCCGCCGCACAGUGCAGAGCCACGAGGAUGCAACUCGGGCACUCAAUGCCCGAUUGUUGGACCUGGAACAAGCUGUACCAGGACCAGCUCCCGAAGCUUCCAGCAGUGCACCCUCAAGCCGCCAACUGGAGGACCGCGUUGACCACGUAGUGGCAAUGCUCGGCGACAUCAGCACCUUCGCUGCGCCGAGCACCACCAUCAGGAGUCAGCUGCAUACAUUGAAGACCGAGGUCCAGAAGCUGCAGUCGACGAACGCGGACGACAAUCCGAAGAUGUACAAGAUGCCAACUUUCAACCUGGAGAGGUUCGACGACUACACGCAGCAGGAUCAUGUCCUCUGGUGGGAAGCAUUCACAACGCAACUCAGAAUUCUGCCAGUAGCCAAGCAUGCGUACAUCGGCGCCCUGUUCCUGAACUCAAAGGGCGGAUGCCAGACCUGGUUGAGCCACCUGGCAACCUCCCACGGCAUCGACGUACCAGACUUCAAGGACGUAAUCACAUGGGAGGAACUGACACGGCUGUGGAAGAAGCCGUUCAUUGUCGACGACGCGCCGGCACUCGCCAUCAACCGUUUGUUCACCAUGUCACAGGGCAACACAGCAACACGGGACUGGCUCACGGAGUGGCAAAAGAUUGCGGCUGUGCCCAAUCUGAACCUACCAUUCGAGCAUCUACGCCGUGAGUUCUACCACAGGUCCUGUGCGGCAUUGAGCCAGCCGGAGUCUGGACGAGCAUGUGGAACACCUGCGCACCGUUUUGGAGCGGCUAUGACAGGCCAAGUACAAGCACACCGCGACAAGUGCGAGUUCGCACAGCAGGAGCUGGAGUACUUGGGACACUAUGUGACGCCGCAAGGCAUCCGUCCGCUUGCGGACAAGAUCGAGGCCCUACGAGUAUGGCCCGAGCCCACCAACACCAUGGACGUUCGUUCAUUCAUGGGGUUGGCGGGCUACUAUCAGCGAUUCAUCACCGGAUACUCCAGGAUUGCUGCACCUAUGACGAUGUUACAGUCGCCAAAGGUGCCAUUCGUAUUCGAUAACGACGCACGCCAGUCAUUCCAAGCACUUAAGACGGCUAUGCUCAUGGCACCCGUCCUUAGCAUCUAUGACCCCACCCUGCCGACGCGAGUGACUACGGACGCUUCCGACUAUGGCAUUGGGGCAGUCUUGGAACAGCACGACGGCGACGACGGGCACCCUGUGGAGUAUUUCAGCCACAAAGUGCCUCCCAUCAACUCGCUUGAUGAUGCAAGGAAGAAGGAGCUGCUUGCAUUCGUGAUGGCUCUCAAACGCUGGCGGCACUUCCUCCUUGGGCGUCGUAGGUUCACAUGGAUCACAGACAACAAUCCAUUGACCUAMUACAAGACGCAGGACACGKYGAGCAGCACGAUCGGACGAUGGAUGUACUUCAUCGACCAAUUUGACUUCACACCAAAGCAUGUCCCCGGCCUCUCCAAUCGCGCAGCAGAUGCACUCUCGCGAAGACCUGAUCUUUGCGCUAUGACACAUCAUGCCUUCGCAUUCGACGAGGAGCUUCAGCGACACUUCAUCCGGGCAUAUCAGUCUGAUCCGAACUUCGGCACGCUCUAUGCACAGCUAUCUUCGGAUC